Molecule: messenger RNA, 649 nt
Organism: Limulus polyphemus (Atlantic horseshoe crab)
Lineage: Eukaryota; Metazoa; Arthropoda; Merostomata; Xiphosura; Limulidae
Product: ventral anterior homeobox 1-like
Exons: 3
Coding region: 95-613 (172 amino acids)
Biological process (GO): regulation of DNA-templated transcription; central nervous system development; neuron differentiation
Molecular function (GO): DNA binding; DNA-binding transcription factor activity, RNA polymerase II-specific
Source: RefSeq, a predicted model, not a curated record
UGUGUUUAACUUAAAACUUUUGUUGUCAACACAGACUGUUUACUGUCCACUUCAAGGUAUUAGAAAGUUUCUAUUGGACAAAAACUAGCUAAAAAUGGACUUCAGCAGUGAAUUGCGCGACGACCCAAGCGAUUCCCGAACUGAAGAAGAAAGAAGAAUUCCAGAUUACUGUCAAGCUAUCCGGUUUAAAGGAUCAAACGGUCAAGUGAAGGAACUUUUGUUUCCAAAAGGAUUAGACUUGGAUAGACCAAAACGUGCAAGAACCACCUUUUCUUCUGCUCAACUUCAAAGUUUGGAAGAGGAAUUUCGAAAUAAUCAGUACCUUGUGGGAAAAGAGAGGACAAAGCUAGCACAAAGGCUUGGUCUUUCCGAAACACAGGUGAAGGUCUGGUUUCAAAAUCGACGAACCAAACACAAACGAGAAAAGUCCCGCGAGGAGGAGCAGCGGAAACUCAGUGCCGAAACUAUGGCAACUUGCAACAUUCUUCGUUUACUCCAAAAUCAUAGCACCGCUCUUCCACCUACUACUCCCACCCCGAGUGUCCAACGAUCAGUUCACAACCCUUCCUCUCCCGUUUUGUUCCGUCCGUUUUUUGGCCCAUACUGCAGGUGAAUGAUUAACAUUUUAGCCACAGCUACCAUUUGCAUC